CGGGCCCGCGCGCCUGCGCACCGCUGCGUCCGGAGCCGGAAGCGCGGCGGGCGGGGCGGAGCGAGGAGCGUUGGGCGCCGCCAUGAGCUUCCUCAUCGAUUCCAGCAUCAUGUUCACCUCGCAGGUGCUGUUCUUUGGAUUUGGGUGGCUCUUCUUCAUGCGAAAGCUCUUCAAGGAUUAUGAGGUGCGACAGUAUGUGGUGCAGGUGAUCUUCUCUGUGACUUUUGCCUUCUCUUGUACCAUGUUUGAGCUCAUCAUCUUUGAGAUUUUGGGAGUGCUGAACAGCAGCUCUCGAUAUUUUCAUUGGAAGCUGAACCUGUGUGUUAUUUUGCUCAUCCUAAUCUUCAUGGUGCCGUUCUACAUUGGUUACUUUGUUGUGAGCAAUAUCAGAUUAUUGCACAGACAGAAACUACUUUUUGCGUGUGUUGUAUGGUUGACAUUCAUGUAUUUCUUCUGGAAGUUGGGGGAUCCAUUUCCUAUCCUCAGCCCAAAACAUGGAAUCCUGUCUAUAGAACAGCUCAUCAGCCGUGUUGGUGUGAUUGGGGUGACACUCAUGGCUUUGCUGUCAGGAUUUGGGGCUGUCAACUGUCCAUACACUUACAUGUCCUACUUUCUCAGGAAUGUGACAGAUGCAGAUAUUCUGGCUCUGGAGCGACGACUCCUUCAGACUAUGGACAUGAUUGUUAGCAAGAAAAAAAGGAUAGCAGUGGCUCACAGGACAAUGUUCCAGAGAGGAGAAGUGCAUAACAGACCCACUGGCUUCUGGGGAAUGAUAAAAAGUGUUACAACAUCUAUUCCUGGCAGUGAAAAUCUGUCCCUUAUCCAGCAAGAAGUGGAUGCCCUGGAAGAAUUGAGUCGGCAGCUUUUCCUGGAAACUGCUGACUUGCAUGCAACAAAGGAGAGAAUAGAGUAUUCCAAAACUUUCCAGGGAAAAUACUUUAACUUUUUGGGUUAUUUUUUCUCCAUCUAUUGUGUCUGGAAAAUCUUCAUGGCAACCAUCAAUAUUGUAUUUGACCGUGUGGGGAAGACUGAUCCAGUCACAAGAGGAAUUGAGAUCACUGUAAAUUACCUGGGAAUCCAGUUUGAUGUCAAAUUCUGGUCUCAGCACAUUUCCUUUAUUCUUGUUGGAAUAAUCAUUGUUACCUCUAUUAGAGGGUUGUUAAUCACACUUACAAAGUUCUUCUAUGCCAUUUCCAGCAGCAAGUCCUCCAAUGUUAUUGUUCUGCUGUUAGCACAGAUAAUGGGAAUGUACUUUGUGUCAUCAGUGCUGCUGAUCCGCAUGAGCAUGCCUCCGGAAUACCGCACCAUCAUUACAGAGGUCCUGGGAGAGCUCCAGUUCAACUUCUAUCACCGUUGGUUUGAUGUGAUAUUCCUAGUUAGUGCCCUGUCCAGUAUCCUCUUUCUCUAUUUAGCACACAAACAAGCCCCAGAAAAGCAUAUGGCCCUCUGAGGCAGAACUGCAGCCAUGCACUGCUCUCUGUCCUGUCAGCUGUGCUGCUGCAGCUCCUGUGGAUUGCAGAACUUGGAGAGACAGGACUGCUCUGUGUGUUCUGGCUCCUUGAACCUCCACAUGUGUCAUCAUCAAGCUCCGUGGCUCAUUUUGUUCAGUGCCACAGGUAGAAGGGGUGGGGGUGUGUGUAUUAAACUUGAAACAGUUAAUUGCCAGGCAGUAAAAGCAAUGCUGGAUACACCGCGAUCCAGGGGCAUCAGAGCUUGUGUGGUAGGCUGGCUGAGGGAACACCUCGUGCUGUUGGAACAUCGUCUUCACAGAAGGCAUCAAGAAAUGUGAUUUUUCUUUUGAAAAUCAACUUAUAAUUGGAAUUUGGAGGACAGCAAUUCUGGAAUUGAAUGUUUGAGUCUGUGGAAUUAAAUAAGCUUUUGUAAUA
Messenger RNA from Haemorhous mexicanus (house finch), 1886 nucleotides. RefSeq names its product G protein-coupled receptor 89B (gene GPR89B). NCBI's taxonomy places the organism in Eukaryota, Metazoa, Chordata, Aves, Passeriformes, Fringillidae. The transcript has 14 exons. Gene Ontology annotation, biological process: intracellular pH reduction. Gene Ontology annotation, molecular function: voltage-gated monoatomic anion channel activity. Gene Ontology annotation, cellular component: Golgi cisterna membrane. The coding region runs from base 83 to 1450 and encodes 455 amino acids. The record is from RefSeq and is a predicted model, not a curated record.